Sceloporus undulatus (fence lizard) is the source of this 6510-nucleotide messenger RNA. Its product is annotated as zinc finger protein RFP-like. Lineage: Eukaryota; Metazoa; Chordata; Lepidosauria; Squamata; Phrynosomatidae. Gene Ontology annotation, molecular function: zinc ion binding; protein binding. The record is from RefSeq and is a predicted model, not a curated record. The coding region runs from base 85 to 1314 and encodes 409 amino acids. The transcript has 6 exons.
GCUGUGCUCUGUUUGCUUCCAUAACAGUCCAUUCUUCCCUCCUCCUACUCCUGGCUCGGCCUCUCGGGCGCCUUGCUUCCGGCCAUGGCCUCCUCGGAGAGCCCCCUGGAGACGCUGCAGCGGGAGAUCACCUGCUCCAUCUGCCUGAGCUACUUCCGGGAGCCGGUCUCCAUCGACUGCGGCCACAACUUCUGCCAGGCCUGCAUCGCGCAGUGCUGGGGCCGCUCCGAGGACGAGAACACCUCCUGCCCGCAGUGCCGGCGCUGGUCGCGGAAGCGGAGCUUCAGGCCCAACCGGGAGCUGGGCAACGUGGUGGAGGUGGCCAAGCGGCUGCGGCUGGAGGCGGCCUCCUCGCUGGCGGCCGGGCAGCGCCUCUGCCAGAAGCACCAGGAGCCCCUCAAGCUCUUCUGCGAGCAGGACGAGAGCCCCGUCUGCGUCAUCUGCCGCGAGUCCCGCGCCCACAAGGCCCACCCCAUGCUCCCCAUCGAGGAGGCCGCCCAGGACUACAAGAAACAAGUUGCCACUCAUGUUAAGGCUCUGAAGGAAAGGAGAGAGAAGCUGAAGGAGUCAAAGAAGAUUUGGAGUGCAGAAGACAUCAGGACCAUUUUGAGCCGAUGUAAGGAUGGACAGCAGCCUCGAUUGGCUGAAGUUUCUUCCUCUCCGACUGAGCUGGAGAAGAAGCUUGGACAUUUCAGUCUGAAAAAUAUAGUUAUCAAGGAAGCCCUGGAUAAAUGUCGAGAGACUAUGAUAUCAGAAUUAGCAAAAGCAAGGUCAAUGGAAACUUCAGCUAAAAUGGCAAGCAUUACUCUGGAUCCUAAGUCGGCUCAUCCUCUUCUUGUGGUGAGCGAAUGUAAGAAAAGCGUGAAACGCGGAGAGAUGGUUCAACCGCUGCCCAACAACCCUGAGAGAUUUGAUGCCACUCUUAUUCUGCUGGGUUGUGAAAGAUUUGCCUCAGGGAUCCACUACUGGGAGGUUGAAGUGGGCGACGGGCAAAACUGGGCUCUUGGUGUUGCCAAGGAAUCCAUCAAGAGGAAGGGACCUGUUGUCACUUGCCCAGAGGAAGGGAUUUGGGCCUUAGGGCUCUGUGGAGAUGAAUACAAAGCUUUCACGUCUUCUGAUACACGUCUGACCCUAGAUGAAGCCCCUGAGAAAAUCCAAGUAUUUGUGCAUUACGAGAGAGGAUGGGUGGCAUUUUUUGAUGCUGACUACAUGUCCCUCAUUUUUAUUUUCCGGUCAGCCAAUUUUGGAGGAGAGAAAAUCUGCCCUUUCUUUAAAGUGUGGGGUUUAACUACAGUGCUUAGAAUGCUUCCCUGAAACACUCUACCUGAAGUGAGCCGGCCUGUUUAGUAUCUGCAGUUCCAUGUGUGCAUAAUUUCGAACAGAAACUCUGCUAUGGCACAAAAUUUUGAUUUUAGAGAGACCUUUUUAAAAAAAAAAUGUUUGGAUCUCAUCUUUUUGCUCCAUGAACAGAAGUAACUUCCACUGAAGUUAAGUUGAGAUGAGCUUACACUAAGGGGCUGUUCAGACAGGUAGCUGAAUCCCACUCCUUUUUCCUUCAGAUUGGGGCCAUGGCAACCAUAUGCCGCAGCCUCCGGAAGGAGCAAAAAGAAGCUGCAAAAAGCUGCUUCUUUUUGCUCCCUGGAAGGGGCGUCAUAGGCACGGUGGCGCACCAUGGUGAUGCCCCUCUAGCGCUGCAUUGUUUGAUCACUGUACCGGAGGUGCAUUGUCAUGGUACAUGCCGUGUAGACCAGCACACGCCACAAUGAUGCCCUACUGACAGCAGUAGGGCCUUGACCAUGCGGGCACUCAGCCCUCACCAUGCCCCCAGACGAGCACUUUUCGCCAAAGUCCCCUACUGUGAUGGUUAUUCUUCCACGAAUGGGAGCUUGUGUUUAUGGAGCCAGAAGUUACGAUCUAAGCUAAAGACUUUUAAAAUAAGUAAAGGAGCAAGUUUCUUCCUUCACCAAUUGUAUGUUUAUUUAUUUUUUAAAGCCAAGUGUAUAUAAUGUAAGAGAGACUCGUUUGCAUCAUUAUCAACAUUUCAUUGUAGGCUAAUACAAUGAAUAAUAGUAUUUCUUUACACUGCAAUCUGGUAUUACCUCAACAAACAAUCAUCCUUCUGUUUAACCUACACUUUUUAGAACAAACUGUUUUGAUGUGUUUCACCUUUAGUUGCACCUGGAGCAGAGGAAAAGGGAUUCUGAUAUCAGGAAUUAGUUGUUGUUGUAUGCCUUCUACUCAUUACUGACUUAUUGCAACCUGAAGGUGGCCCUAUUAUACGGUUUUCUUGGCAGAAUUUGUUCAGGAGGAGUGGUCCUUAACUUCUUCUGAGACUAAGAGACUGUGACUUGUCUAAGGUCAUCCACUGGGUUUCCAUGGCUGAGUGAGGAUUCCAACCCUGAUCCUCUCAGUCCUAGUCCAGCACUUAAACCACUACACUGGUUUUCACAAUGGAAAUACUGCAUUUAAAAGAGAGGGGGGAUCUAUAUCUCAGCAAUUCAUUUCAUUCCAAAUAAUGUUGGGUUUUUUAAAUUAAUGAAAUCAUUUUUACACCACUGUGCUACCAAUUUUUUUUUAAAAUGCUUUCAAAGCUACUUAAUGACGACACAGUCCCUGCCUUCAAAUUUAUCAUUCAGAAGCCACAAAAUGACAGGAGAAGAGACUGGGAGGAAGAAGAAAAAAAUACGUAAAUGCAAGUACUAGGUUCUAAGCUGCAGACUUCAGUGCCAGAUAAGGGCAUGUUCUUGCUAGAUUGUUAAAGUCAUUGGGGAAUGCAACAGAUUGCUUCCAGAGACAAAGCCUUUUCUAUGAUCUCCUCCAUCUCUAUCCAUAUUAGCAACUUUAGACAUCAGGCUAUGCUUUUCUUCUGGCACAAUUUCAGUUCUUGAUUUUUAUUUUUCCUGUCCCACCAUAUGUCAUUGGACUGCAUUUUCCAGCAGUCCUGGCUAGCAUAGCAAAAGGUGGGAGUUGCAGUCCAUCAACACCUGGAGAGUUGUACUUGCCCAUCCAUUUUGAGAGCAAGGAAGAGAGCUGAAAUAAGUUGGGACACCAAAUCCUGUACAGAUUUGGGGGGGGGGGGGGAAUUGGUGAAAUAGCCUCAUUUCACUUGUGCCAGCUACCCUAAUAGAUGGUAAUGUAGAUAUUAUUCAUGACUGGAAAACACACACAUGAGAGUCUGAAAGUACCGAUGGGGUGCUAUUAAGACUGUUAUUUUAUGUGUACUUACGCUCCUCCAGAAUUCAAUGGGAAUUAUGUCAGUGUGCAUAUGUGUUAGAUGGUGGUAAUCACUAUUUCUAAGAUGCCUCAAUAGCUAGGUGGUGUAACUAUUUAAAAGAAUGCCCCCGGCCUAUCAGACUAGGUCUGACUUUCCUCCUUUUUUUAUUGUUAGUCUCGAAGAUCAUGAACAAGCAUAAUCAUUCUUCUUUUUGUAACGUGUCCCUUGGAGGGGGGGGUUGUGGCUUAAGCACAUGCUGAACAUGCAGAAGUUCCAAGGUUCAAUCCCUGGUUACUCUUUGGCAAAUCUGGGAAAAAUCACAUUUUGGGACAAGAGCUGCUAGAAUUCCUCAGCUAGCCUGGCCACUGAAAAUCCUUAUUAUACAGUUCUCCUCACCCCCAUUUCCUACCAAUUUAGAUUUGGGGUAGUUGGAACAUCCUAAUUCCUUGGCAGUCACUUCUCACCUAAUGCUGAGCCUUUCUGCAGGAAAUGCUUAAUGUAGAAAUGGCAGGAACUGAACCUUGAGCCUUUUACAUAAAAAACAGUUGCUUUAUUGCUGAGUUGCCUCUCCUCCCACCUGCACCUUUGCCAUUAUGCAGUUAUUGUUUUUGUAGUAUUAAUUGUAGAAUGUUUUAUUUAUAUUUAUUGAAAGUAAAUAUUUGCUCUCUCUUGUUGCAAAAGACAGGUUUAGAUCUAAUGGUGGGCCAGGAACAUGUGUCCAACCAGGUACAAUUGAAUUCCAGUCCCCAUCAUUCCUUAACAUUGCCUAUGAUGAUGAUGAGCUGAUGGGACUUGGAGUCUGGCUGCAUUUGGAGGGCUGCAUGUUCUUCUCGUCCUAACCUUUGGAGCUUUCGUUAUAGUAGAGUAGAUUUUGAUGGAAAAUUAGGGGACACUUUUGUUUUUUAUUGUUGUUUUAAAAAAAACACAUACAUAAAAUAGCACAGAAGUUAACCAUCAGUCACAUGCAUCCUUUUUCCGUUCACAGAUCUCUUACUGAGACCGUGACUUCCACCCUAGUAGAUCUUGAUGAUUAACUUAUGCAGUCAUCCUGGCCCUUGUCACACGACUAUCUUAAUUAUAACAUAUUUUUAAAACAUAGUUAGAUAUCUACUCUCUAUAUAUUAAUCUCCUUUACAUCUUCAAUCUGUAAAACCUGUCAGGCUUUCCCCACAAAUUGCUUAGGUAUCUUGUAACAUUUUUCUAAUCAUUCACAAAAUAACCUAAAUCUUUUCCCUUCAGAAGAUGAGCUAAUUUGUCCAUUUCGACCAUAUCUAUUAAUCUUAUUAUCCCAUCCUGCACUGUUGGUAUUGUAUCCUUUUUCUAAAUUUGGGCAUAUAUAAUCCUGGCUGUGGCUGUCAUAGUAAAUAUAAUUCUUGUGUUUGUGCUAUUGAUUAUCUACUGUACUCUAACAAGUACGAUUCUGGUUUCAUUUGGAUCUUAAAUGUUAAAAUUAGGGGAAGUGUUUUGAUUUUAAGAGAUACUCAAUAGCAUAGGCAGUUACCUAGACCAAUGAUGUGUUCUCCCCUGUUGGAGAUCUUACUGCUCAGGCUCCAUGUAAUGGAGAUGCUUUGGCUCUGAAUUUCCAGUUUCAGUCAGGCAUGUGGAUUGUAUGGCUUAUAGCAGGGAUGGGCAAUGUGGGUGGUUAGGGGACUAUGUUAGCCCCUCUGCAUUUUGGCUGACCAUUAAAGGCAUUGCUGUUUUGUGGAUUUUGGAUGUUACUGUACUUGGAGAGCCAUACACUUAAAAAUGAUCCCGAAUGCCCCCAAGUGCCCUAUAGUGGGUUUUAGAGGCAUUUUCACUAUGCUUUUAGGGCCACUAGGUUAAGAGGCUUUUAACAAUGAGAAAUGAUUGGAAGUACAGUGGUCCCUCCACAUUCACUGGGUUUAGGGGUGAAGGACCCCUGUGAAUGUGGAAAAACUGCAAAUGAAAAAACAUAAUUCUUUUUACAUAAGAGAAGAUCUCUCUAGGAAUCUCCAGCUCCUCCAGUGCAACUCUGUGGUAAACAUCUGCCAGAGGUUGAGCAUAGAAUCAUGCUGGAUAAUCCAGAAAUUCACAGAUAAGUGUUUUCUAUAGGAACUUCUAGGUUCUCCAGCACAACUCUGUGGUCAGUUUCCAGCAGAAUUUCUCUGGAGGACCUAGAGAUUCCUAGAGAGAACAUAUUAAGCAAAGCCUCAAAUAAAUCCUCAAAAGUCAAAGCCGUAAAUGUGGAGAGCCAACUGUAACUAAGGCCAUUCCUGGGCCUAAAAUGGCCUGGUGAGGGCCAAAAAUGACAAAAUGGCCCCCUAUAGAGCAUGCCAGGCAAAAUAAUUGAAAAUGUAUUUUUUUAAAAACCUGGGAACCACAAAAAAGAUCUCUGGGGUCUGAAUAUCAGUGGGCUGAAUAUCCUGAUCCCCCCAUUAUUUUCCUAAUGUGAAAAGUGGAGUAGCUGACCUCUUUAUCCUAAUCCAGUGGUUCCCAAACUCUGGUCCUCUAGAUGUUUUGGACUUCAGCUCCCAACAUUCCUGACUGUUGGCCAAGCUGAUUUGGGCUUCUGGGAGCUGAAAUCCCAAAUACGUGGAAGCCCAAAGUUUUGGAUCCACUGUCCUAUUCCAGUCUGUCUGGAUUAGAUAUUGUACUGCUGGAAAAAGAAGGCAUGAGAAUGCAAAGGCUAAAAAAACACUACGGGUAUGCAUUUAGCUGGGCCUGCUCCCCAGAGAAAGAAGGCAAAUGGAAAAGUUUCAAACAGUAGUCCUUGACUUAAUGACUGGAUAUGGAAAAGUUACUUUUUUUGGACAACUCCCAGGAUCCUCCAGCUAGCAAGGCUGUGUCCUGCAGAAUCCUGGGGGAUUCUGUGAGUAGUCCAAAAAUGGAGACACCCAUACACGUGCUACAAGCUGCUUUAAGGUUUGUUUCUUUGGGAUUGGCUAUUUGUUUCUUACAGAAUCUGGAAAUAAUUCAGCUCUUUCUCAGGAUGUUUCAUAAGAAAGCUUGAGCAGUGAAUCAGGCAUAGUCUGAGGUCAUGCAGAAGUUGCAGUUAGUGAACAAUCAAACUUUUUGACCUCAAUUGACGAAAGUAGAAAUAAGGGAAUUUUUCCUGAAUUAUGGCUCCUGUCAGUAUGUGCCCUUACUUGGGAAAUACCUUUAUUACACAUAGUGGGGUGCAGUUCUGAAGAAACAUGUAUAGGAUUGUACUGUAAGCUCAUAUAGUAACCUUGCAGUUUUGGAAGAGUUUUCUUCUUUGUUUAAGAAUUUGUACAUAUUUUGAUUGGGAGAAACACAUUUUGUGUCACUGCAUUAAAAUCUCUUUUGUGAGCUCA